AUGGCUACAUAUCCCGACAUACUACCAGGUCCUCAGGAUGACAAUAAUACCAUUGAUGCAUUUCAACUGAGGAGCAUGCUGCCAGAGACUAUCACGCAAGAUCCCACCGGCAAUAUGGUACUGGACCCAGAAGACAUCUUCCCUGACGAAAUGUCAGGGCCGCCAGAAACUGUCAAGUUCCCUACUUAUAUCAGCGCAUUUAGGGGAACUGCCGUCUCUUCUGAUCUCUCACCAUCAGAGGUCAGAAGUAAGACCCAACUGUGGCCACCAACUUCUUGUGCGCAACAAUCAGAUCGAGCCUCAUCUGAUAAUUCAACCUUAGACACCACCGCACCAAGCGCCUCAACUGAUUCCAUGAGUCGCAUAGCCAAUACCAAACAACAACCCCAUAACCAAACUCGACAGCGGUCAAGCCCCAGAACCGUUUCACAGCAAGAUCUUUCUCUAGUCACUGGCGUACUAUCUCCAUCGCCCUCAUCAACUCCUACUACCAAGAAAAGUGGAACUUCAUCUGCCGAUUCUCAAACGAUCAAAGGCCGCAAAGCUGCCAAACGGGCAUCCCAUAAUAUCAUUGAGAAGCGGUACCGCACCAACAUGAAUGCCAAGUUUACCACUCUAGAAAAGGUCAUCACUAGUUGUCGGAACAAACAAAAGGUCUCAAUUAAUAGGCCGUGCUCGAUGAAGAAGUGUGAAAUCCUCACUAGCGCAAUUAAGUGUAUUCAAAAUCUGGAGGAGCGGAAUGCUGCUCUGAGUGAGGACGUGGCAUUCUUAAGAGAGCAGCAUCAUCUGCUUGGUGCGAUCUGA
Messenger RNA from Aspergillus fischeri NRRL 181, 804 nucleotides. RefSeq names its product putative HLH DNA binding domain protein. Gene Ontology annotation, molecular function: protein dimerization activity. The transcript is spliced from 2 exons. The coding region runs from base 1 to 804 and encodes 267 amino acids. Lineage: Eukaryota; Fungi; Ascomycota; Eurotiomycetes; Eurotiales; Aspergillaceae. The record is from RefSeq and is a predicted model, not a curated record.